Clupea harengus (Atlantic herring) is the source of this 2569-nucleotide messenger RNA. RefSeq names its product solute carrier family 25 member 11 (gene slc25a11). The record is from RefSeq and is a predicted model, not a curated record. NCBI's taxonomy places the organism in Eukaryota, Metazoa, Chordata, Actinopteri, Clupeiformes, Clupeidae.
UGUUGCACCGUUUGCGGACGUGCGCGGUCCCGCUGUGUCACCUUGCUGGAUACUGAAGCCUGCGGUGUUGCAGUGGAGAAGCAAGGGACACUGAUAACAGUAACAAGUGUCCUAGCUGGGAACCCAUAAACACCAGAGCCAUGGCAACUGCAAAGCCCAAAACCUCUCCGAAAGCUGUAAAGUUUCUUUUCGGCGGUUUGGCUGGAAUGGGGGCCACGGUGUUUGUCCAGCCGCUGGAUCUGGUAAAGAACAGGAUGCAGCUGCAAGGACAGGGUUCCAAAGCUCGUGAGUACAAGACCAGCUUCCACGCCUUGACCGGCAUCCUUAAGAAUGAGGGCCUAGGAGGAAUCUACACAGGUCUUUCUGCUGGUCUGCUCAGGCAAGCCACGUAUACCACCACAAGGUUGGGCAUCUACACUGUUCUCUUUGAGCGUAUGACCAAAGCCGACGGCACUCCGCCAAACUUCUUGAUGAAGGCCUUGAUUGGCAUGACCGCCGGGGCCACGGGCGCGUUCGUGGGCACCCCCGCAGAGGUGGCCCUUAUCCGCAUGACCGCCGACGGACGUUUGCCUCCAGAUCAGAAGAGGGGUUACUCCAAUGUCUUCAAUGCUCUUGCCAGGAUUACCCGUGAAGAAGGGGUCACGACACUUUGGAGGGGUUGUAUACCUACCAUGGCUCGGGCUGUGGUUGUGAAUGCUGCUCAGCUAGCUUCAUACUCUCAGUCGAAACAGGCUCUGAUUGAUUCAGGAUAUUUCAGCGAUGGUAUCUUCCUCCAUUUCUGUGCCAGUAUGAUCAGCGGGCUUGUCACCACUGCAGCCUCCAUGCCUGUGGACAUCGUGAAGACGAGGAUCCAGAGCAUGAGAAUGAUUGACGGCAAGCCAGAGUACAGAAAUGGACUGGAUGUGCUGGCGACGGUGAUCCGUAAAGAGGGAUUCUUCAGCCUGUGGAAGGGCUUCACCCCGUACUACGCUCGACUGGGUCCUCACACGGUUCUCACCUUCAUCUUCCUGGAACAGAUGAACAAAUACUACAAAGUCUAUUUCCUUGACUCAUAGAAAUGUGUUGUGAAUGGUGGGGACACAGCAGAGGAGCACAGUCUCAAUUGUGAGGGGGCUUGAGUGGGUGUGUACCCACUUGCUUGCCAUUUCAUUGAUAGAGUAGUAAAUUGAACCUUUAUUCACCCUGGUUUACUUUAAGUUCCUGCUAACGGUUGAGGACACAAGGGUAAAUAAAUGGCCCUCCACAAAUGGGUUGUGCACCACUGUAGUGUACACUCACCCUAAACUGUGACUGCACUAAACUAAGAUUGAUUUCACCACCCAAGCGGCUUCGUUUCUGUCGGGGCUAGCCACAAGCUGUCACUCAAACUGACCUCACUAGAUCAAAUUAAACACAAAUCUCUGUUCCUGACUCCUCUUCAGACUUACUUUUACAGUAUUUGACGGACAUCUGUAGAAGACCUCAUUUAGUGUCGACACGAAUGAACAUGUACAGACUGCCUGAAUACUGAAUAUGUUUAUGAAACCCUUUUAAGUUCACAAAGACUCUCCAUUACUGGAGUACCAUCUACAGAGCACACACAUUCAGUACCCGAUGCAGGUAUUACUGUGAACUUUUUGAAAAGCUUGUUUGACCUUGGUGAUUUCCAUUGUUUUUCAUGAUUGUCCUGUGUCUUUGGGUAGUCACCUCUAACUUAUAUAUUCACUUCCUGUGUAUCUAGGUUUCAAAAUCAGAGUUGGCACUUGCAAGGGUCUCUUUGUUGCAACAAGCUUGACUUCAGUUGACAGUCAUCUCUAACAUUCAAAACAUAUACAAUUUGUUCAAGCAGGAAUGCCAUCAGUGUCACCAAAUACAGCCGACCCUACUGUGUUCAGAUAGAGGUUAUGGUUUUGGCAACUAAUAUAUGUACACUUGGAGUUGUGGGAGUUAACAGAAGUCACUUCAGAAUUGUAACCUCUUCACACUUAUUUGCUGUUGUAGCUCCAUACACUGCCAGCAACUAAUUGGAAAGAAAAGCAUCAAAUUCCUAUCUACAAUGUUACUAAAAUGUUAUUGUGAAGUACCAUGUGGUACAUUUGAAAAUACCAUGAAUGCUUGGUAAUGAUUGUACAGUCAAGACUGCUUUCUACCCAUUGCACCCACUAACGGUUCUUAAAUACGGAGUCAUUGUAUUCAAAUUUCUCUAUCAUGCCCGAUAUUUACCCAUGCCAGAACAAUACAAUAAUCUGAUUUGAGGACAUAUUAAUGAUAUAGGUACAUAGGAUCAUGAUGACUAUAAUGUAAUAUAAUUUACACAAAUGGGAGUAUACUGAACUUUUUUUUUAUUACUCAAGAUUAGGACAUCAUAAAGCCCAAUUAUGCAGUAUUGUGAGUCAUAUGUUUUCUUUGUGUUUCACCACCAACCUGUUCAUUUCUGUUAAUUUAUACAAACAUUGUUCCCUUCAUUUCUUAAAACCAGAGGGAGUACUGGUUUUCUCUGAUGUAAAACAUCUAUUCUGAGAUUCUGGUUCUAAAGCAACAAACAAAAAAAAGAAACAAAAAAUAAAUAAAUAUUGUUCUUUGAAAGUCA